Molecule: messenger RNA, 2260 nt
Organism: Culex pipiens pallens (northern house mosquito)
Lineage: Eukaryota; Metazoa; Arthropoda; Insecta; Diptera; Culicidae
Exons: 2
Coding region: 440-796 (118 amino acids)
Source: RefSeq, a predicted model, not a curated record
GCGCAAGAGACCCGUGGAGCAUCAACGGCGCAAAACCAGACUUCAUUCACCGCGCAACCGCCAACGUGUGCUGAAGGCCGCUCCCAAGACUCUCCACCAGGAAGUUCCACCCCGUAGUGAUUCCGCGAAAUCGUCGAGCCCCCGUGAACAGUUUGUGGAAAUUGCGCACGGACCCCCAACUGCGUGGACUCCGUAGAAGAAACAGUUGGUGAUCGCGAACCCCCGAAGAAAGAGAUUAAUCAGGCUCCCCCGGAUUUGGCCAAUUGAUUUGUGUGUUGUUUCCUCUGUACGAGGCAGAACCCUACCGACCGAAAUUAACGUAAUUGGCCAGACCCCCGGUUGUGGUGGGAUAGCAAGAUCUGUGGAACAUUCGGCGAAGAAGACCUUUGAGUUGGUAGUGCGAUCUUAGAGUAACCCCAGAAAAAAAAACCCAAAUAAAAUGUUCAAAGUGCGAAGAUCCGCCGCCGUGGCGCUGUUCCUCGUCCUGGUGAUGGUGAUGGCCACCGCGACGGAUGCCCGCCGGCGGAGGUACCCGUCCGGUAGCCGCAGGAAACCGUUGACCUCGCACAAAACCCUGAAGCAGCUGGAGUACGAGGCCCGUGAGACAAACACCCCGAACUUUGUCCGGCUGGUGUUGAUGCGGUUGGUUUACGGGCUGGCGACCCAGAUGGGCAUCGAAGACCGGUUGGACACGGCGUUCGGGGGAGCGUUUGUGCCGCCGAACGCGGUCGAGGAGGCCGACGACUAUCUGGACAUCUUCAGCGACGAGGGUGGCGAUGGGGAUUACGGGCUGUAAGGUGGUGGUGUUGCAGGAGACCGGAAGAACCCCGCGAGGAAGUGCUGCACGUUACGAGCAGAUUUGAACGUGUGACGCAGAGAGAACCUUGUUAGAAAGCAGCGUAAUUCCCCACCCAAAUUCCGGCCACUUUGAAACAACGAAAUUAACAAGAAAAGUGCAGGUGCAAUGCAAAUUGUGCAGAACCGCGCGAGCGCUCUCGAAACGAGGUCAGUAACUGAUGAGGUGUGGAAGCGCGCUCCACCACAAACAGGAACAACGAAUGUAUUUUUUUUAAAUACAUACACACAAUUAUAUUUAAGAAUGAAAGUGCAACAAGUGAAAUGUGAGGAGAAGAAGAAGGAAAAUCAGACAAAACUGGUACGAGUUAAUUGUUAAGGCUGUAUGUUAAGAGAGUUAGGGUCGUACAUUUUACCAGAAAACAGUUGUUUUUGUUGAGCGAAAGCAAAAACAUUUUUAAAACAUGUGUUACAUGAAGUCUAUACAACUUUGCAAACGUCAACACGAAUAAACACAAGUAGAGUUAACGAGUUUGUAGAGAAUGAUGCCUUUGGGUGAAGUUAAAAACCUUUCAAAAGGUCAAUAACCUUUCCAACUUAUGAUAUAUUUUUCAAAAUCCCAACCUAUUUUGCUACGUUCACUUGUGCCCAAUUUUAGUUCAAGCCUGCAGUCAUCGACUCGAUUUUUUGCUUUCUUUGUCCGGUUUCAUUUUGAGCGGUAAUUUGGAAAUCACCAUCAUUGUGUGCUAGAAACAUAUCAAACAAAAGUGAGGAAAAGCUCGAUCUCGAAAAACAGGAACAUGCAUGAAAGAUGAAAACAGGAACGAACCCACCUCGUGCAAGAAAAAGUAGUCAAACGGGUCGGUAAUGGAUGGAAUUUCCUUUUGCAGAAGCGCAAAUUUGGCACAUCGUUUCCAGUUAAAACAGGGGAAGGAAAAAGAUUACAAACUUCAACAAUUGAUAAAGCUAAUAAAUCACAACUCCAAACAUUGCCAAAACUAACUCAAGUAAGUGAAGAAGAUGAUAAAUGAUAAACAGCCAAAGUUAACGACUUUAUCAAGAUCAAGAAGCACGGAGGGAAAUCGAACAACCAAAAUGAUAGGUUUCUGAAUACUUAUGAAUGGAAAUAUUUAGCAAUUUUCAACAAACGAAUCGAACUCAAGUUGUGUAAUUAAGGCAAAGAAACAAGCAUAAAACACCCAAUCGAGCAGUUGUUGCCCCUUUCUCAAAACACCUCUCUCUCUCUCUUCAACCGGGCUCCAUUUCGAUUACGAUUAGGUGUUAAUUGAAAACACUUGAUCAUUUGCACAACGCCAAGCAGGAGAUGAUGGGUCGGCAACAGAUGCUCUGACGGUCGUUCACAGCGCAACGAGGUGAGGAGGUUUACGAGACCGGAAAUGUUAUCAAAUUUGAAUGCGUUUUGAAAUCAUUUAUAUCACACUUAUGAGUUAAUGUUGCGUAGAAA